GUCAGUUCUUCCGCCGACCACUGGAGGUCUCGCUUUGUUUUCACAGUAUUGUUCAACUACUACUGGUACUGUACGCGUUAUCAAGAAGUAGCUGGAUUUAAUGGACAGAGAAGAUGAAGGUAAAAAUCAAGCAAUGGAACGGCGUGGCAUCCUGGCUUUGGGUGGCCAAUGAUGAGAACUGUGGGAUCUGCCGAAUGUCUUUCAACGGCUGCUGUCCGGACUGUAAGGUUCCCGGAGAUGACUGUCCAUUGGUGUGGGGCCAGUGUUCGCACUGCUUCCACAUGCACUGCAUCCUCAAAUGGCUCAACUCCCAGCAGGUGCAGCAGCAGUGCCCCAUGUGCCGACAGGAGUGGAAGUUUAAGGAGUAAAGUGACAACACUCCUGGAUUGCCUUUCAGAGACUAAUGAAUAUACCUCUAUUUGAGGAUUUGUGUAUACUUUUGGAAUAUAUGUACAUAUAUUUCUGUUUUUGUACUGUUGGUAUGCAUCAGUGGUCGACUGGUGAGAAUGUGAACAUAUGUUGAAUUGGAUUAAAGUUAUUAUUUUAGGCUGAA
Molecule: messenger RNA, 553 nt
Organism: Hypomesus transpacificus
Lineage: Eukaryota; Metazoa; Chordata; Actinopteri; Osmeriformes; Osmeridae
Gene: anapc11
Product: APC11 anaphase promoting complex subunit 11 homolog (yeast)
Exons: 3
Coding region: 114-368 (84 amino acids)
Biological process (GO): protein ubiquitination; anaphase-promoting complex-dependent catabolic process; positive regulation of mitotic metaphase/anaphase transition
Cellular component (GO): anaphase-promoting complex; nucleus
Molecular function (GO): zinc ion binding; ubiquitin protein ligase activity; cullin family protein binding
Source: RefSeq, a predicted model, not a curated record